AUGGGUGUCGGUCGUCGCAUGAAGAAGCAGGGUCCUCCCCAACCCCUAUCUGAGGAACAUUUCGCAAAGCUCAAGCGCAAGGCCGGUCUGCCUGCUGAUCCUGUCGCUGAGGCCCCCGAGAAGAAGAAGCGCAAAACCGUCACAAGGGAGAAGGUCGUCGAGCCUAAGAAGAACGGUGUUGUCAAGAAGGAUGUUAAGAAUACAAAGGUUACCAAGCCUGUAAAGGCUGCCGAGGCGCCUGCUCCUGCGCCAAAGGCAAAUGGCAGAGCGAAGAAGGGCAAGAAGGCCCCUGCGCCGGUACUAGAAGACCUUUCCGACGAUGAGGAGAUGGAUGAUGAGUUCGACCUCGAUGAUUUGGAGGAUGGUUCAUCAGACCUCGGCGGCGCUGGACUCAAGGACGAUUUCCUCGACUCUGACAACGACGACUCUGUAUUCGACUCUGACGAAGAGGGUGGAGGCAAGAACACAAGGGCUAUGUUCUCUGAAGAUGAGGACGAGUCAGAUGCCGAGGAGAAGCUCACAGCCGCCAACAUUGAGGGUCUUACAAGGAAAUUGGAUGCUCAAAGGGCAGAGGAAGCUGCCGAGGCGGAGGCUGAGAUGGCCGAGGCGGCUCUCCAGACCAACAUCGACGGUGACAAGCCUCAUAUCCUCUCCGACGAGGACACCGACGACGAGCUCGCUACCAAGACAAACGCUCUCCUAGCACCCGACCUACAGCUUCUGCGAACAAGAAUCACUGAGAACAUCCGCGUUCUCGACGACUUUGCCAAGCUUUCCGAGGAAGGUCGCUCGAGAGCCGAAUACACGGCUCAAUUGGUCAAAGACAUUACUGCAUACUAUGGAUACAGCGAAUACCUCGCUGAGAAGCUUUUCAACCUCUUCACGCCUCGCGAGGCCUUCGCUUUCUUCGAGGCUAACGAGACACCGCGUCCCGUCGUUAUUCGCACAAACACCCUGCGCACCCACCGUCGUGACCUUGCACAGGCUCUUAUCAACCGUGGAGUCACCCUCGAGCCUAUUGGAAAGUGGUCCAAGGUCGGUCUUCAAGUUUUCGAGAGCAGUGUUCCUCUUGGUGCCACUCCUGAGUACCUUGCUGGUCACUACAUUCUCCAGGCUGCCUCAUCUUUCCUGCCCUGUAUGGCUCUCGACCCUCAGGAGAACGAGCGCGUACUCGAUAUGGCCUCUGCCCCCGGUGGAAAGACUACUUACAUGGCUGCCAUGAUGAAGAACACCGGUAUUGUUGUUGCCAACGAUCCUAACAAGGCUCGUGCCAAGGGUCUUAUUGGUAACAUCCACCGUCUGGGUUGCCGUAACGUCAUCGUCUCCAACUACGAUGCCCGAGAGUUCCCCAAGCCUAUGGGUGGUUUUGACCGUGUCCUUCUCGAUGCUCCCUGCUCCGGAACCGGUGUCAUUGGCAAGGAUCCCAGCGUCAAGACCAACAAGACCGAGCUCGACUUUAUGCAACUCCCUCACCUCCAAAAGCAGCUUCUUCUCGCUGCUAUCGACUCGGUCAACCACGCUUCCAAGACAGGCGGUUACAUCGUUUACUCCACUUGUUCCGUCACUGUUGAGGAGAACGAGCAGGUCGUCAACUAUGCUCUCUCCCGCCGUCCCAACGUUCGUCUUGUUGAAACCGGCAUCACAUUCGGCAAGGAGGGUUUCACCAGCUACAUGGGCAAGAAGUUCGAUGCCUCUCUGAACCGCACACGACGAUUCUACCCUCAUUCUCUUAACGUCGACGGUUUCUACGUUGCAAAGUUCCAGAAGAUCGGUCCCACACCCGCCAGCGCCUCUAAUGCCCGCGAUCGCACUACUGGCCCAGCUGACGAGGUCGAGGUUAUCGACAAGACACCCAUCACUACCGAUGAUGAGGAUGAGGCCGGAAAGACAAAGAAGAACGACGACUUUGGUGAUUGGGACGAAGAGGAGGAUCAAGAAUACAUGGAGAAGGGACGAAGGAACGCCAUGCGCCGAAGAGGUUUGGAUCCUAAUAGCAACAGCAAAAAGGCCAAGGCCAAGAAGGAGAAGAAGGAGAGCAAAAAGUAG
This is a messenger RNA of Fusarium coffeatum, 2046 nucleotides long. RefSeq lists its product as uncharacterized. NCBI's taxonomy places the organism in Eukaryota, Fungi, Ascomycota, Sordariomycetes, Hypocreales, Nectriaceae. Gene Ontology annotation, cellular component: nucleolus. Bases 1 to 2046 code for a protein of 681 amino acids. Gene Ontology annotation, biological process: maturation of LSU-rRNA; rRNA base methylation. The record is from RefSeq and is a predicted model, not a curated record. The transcript has a single exon. Gene Ontology annotation, molecular function: rRNA (cytosine-C5-)-methyltransferase activity; RNA binding.